Messenger RNA from Triticum turgidum subsp. durum (durum wheat), 975 nucleotides. The record is from the annotation of a GenBank genome assembly. Lineage: Eukaryota; Viridiplantae; Streptophyta; Magnoliopsida; Poales; Poaceae.
AUGCCACUUCGGCACAUGCUUCUCCAAGCGCGGCAGCGCUGGUCUCAGCAGCCUCCGCAGCUCUCCGAGCUCCUGCAUAUCUUCCGCUCGCUCUCUAUUCUACCAUCCGGAGCCUCUGCCGCGCCAUCCAACUGCUCUCCUAGGCAAAUUCAGCUGCCCCAAACCUUGCCUUGCUCCAAUGCCAACCCACUUGGCGCCGGCUUCCACAUCGACGUUGUUGACGAUGACCUCUGGCCCACUUCCUUCGGCUUCUCCUCAGAUCCCAUGACUGGUGAUGAGUGUCUUGAUACCUUCCAAGAACACGGAGAAGAACAAGUGCACGACUCGGAUGAUGAGAUAGAUGACAUGAGGCACCGCAAGCAGCUGUUCUACAAGCUGGACAGGGGGUCCAAGGAGUUUGAGGAAUAUAACUUGCCCUUGCGCCGCAGAUGGAAGAGAGAUAAACCCAAUGCCAAGAAUCCAUCCGAUUGCGAGAAGGUGGAACCUGACAAGCCAGCUCGUUUGAAGGUCCCAAAGCUGAAAGAAGAGCCUGCAGUGCAUAAGGAUGACAUAGUUGAGGUGAAGAGGGACCGAGUGCCAACUUGUAACCAGAUGACUGAUCCUUACCACCACCCUUUCUGCCUCGACAUACAUGUCUCCAAGGGGUCAGUGCGUGCUUGCUUCGUUCACCGAGUGACCAGCAGGGUUGUGUCGGUUGCUCACUCCAUAUCAAAGGACAUGAAGUUUGAUCUGGGUUCAAGGAAGGGCAUCAAGGCAUGUGUGGCGGUUGGGGCGUUACUUGCGAAGCGUGCAAUAGAGGAUGAUAUUCACAAUGCAAUUUAUACUCCUAGAAAAGGGGACAAAAUCGAAGGAAAAAUUGAGGUUGUGUUGCGUGGAAUAAUUGAGAAUGGAGUCGAUGUGAAGGUGAAACUCAAACAAAGGAGGAAGCUAACAAAGAAUGCGCCGGUGGUGCAACAGGGUGGUGAGUCUCGGUGA